AACGAGAGAGGCGUGGAACUAAAAACUUGGUCUAGCGUUGUUAAUGCUACUUUCGAGCAGUUUCGUACGGAUACGACGUAGACGAACGAUUUCAUUGAAUUUCAUUUGUUUUUAUAUUCUAGUAGGAUACUAGAAGAGUGUAGGAUAAUUGUUGACAGUACUGAAAUUCUUCUCGUCGUUUAAAAUCUAUCAAAGAUUAUUAAUUAUUAUUACUUAUUAUUAUUAUUAUUAUUAUAAAUUCGCGUGAUUGUAAACUAUACGUUAGAAAUGUCUUUCAUAUCGCCGAUGCCCAGUAGAGAGUUUUUGUGGGAUGUGUUUAAUAGGGUGGAUAAGGAUGGUUCUGGUUCAAUUACCGCCGAUGAAUUGCAACAGGCACUCUCGAACGGUACCUGGACUCCUUUUAACCCGGAAACCGUCCGUUUGAUGAUCGGUAUGUUUGACAUUGACAAAAAUAGUCCUACUUCUUCAGGUAUGUUUGAUAAAAAUCAGACAGGAACAGUCAGCUUCGAGGAAUUUGGUGCUCUUUGGAAAUAUGUCACCGAUUGGCAAAAUUGCUUUAGAUCGUUCGAUCGCGAUAACAGCGGUAACAUUGAUCGCAAUGAAUUAAAGACUGCUCUAACGCACUUUGGAUACCGUUUAUCCGAACAAACGAUAGAUAAUCUUAUACGUAAAUAUGACAGAGCAGGCAGAGGUACUAUAUAUUUCGAUGAUUUCAUACAGUGCUGCGUCGUUUUACACACGUUAACCGCAGCCUUUCGACAACUAGAUACAGAUUUGGAUGGCGUUAUCACGAUUCAUUACGAACAAUUUUUGGGUAUGGUAUUUAAUUUAAAGAUUUAAAGUAUGUACAAAUACAAAUAUCGGAGGUUAUAUAUCUUGCCUUUCAAUGGUUAUAAAUAUGAUAUAACGAUGCGAGUUGCCAAAUAAAUAAAAUUCUAUUUCCACAUGUUUUAAGGAGAAGCAAAGCUAUCGACAUUCUUAGGUUAGUCUAAAGAUCGCAUAUCUAUCUAUUCCGAAAAUACACGUUUUAUACGUUUGAAGUCCA
Molecule: messenger RNA, 1045 nt
Organism: Vespula pensylvanica (western yellowjacket)
Lineage: Eukaryota; Metazoa; Arthropoda; Insecta; Hymenoptera; Vespidae
Gene: Alg-2
Product: programmed cell death protein 6
Exons: 4
Coding region: 268-840 (190 amino acids)
Molecular function (GO): calcium ion binding
Source: RefSeq, a predicted model, not a curated record